GCUCCGGGGCGCCGGCGGGCGGGCUCCCCGCGGGCGGAGGCGGGCGGGCGGCUGCUGCUCCGCUUCGCCGCCGGGCUCAGGCUGCGCGGCCUGCCCGGGGCGGGGCUCGGCCCGGCCUGCGGUUAACUCCUUGGAGCCCGGGCUGCGGGCCGGCCACGCCCCCUCAGGUACGCACCGGCGCGUAGGCCGGGCCGUGAAUAACCGAGGGACUUACGGGUGGGCUGCGGGCGCGACGCCGCCUGCGCCCUGGGCUCCACGGAUCAACCCCGCUGCCUGCCUGGCCCGCGCCCCACCCCGACUGCCCAUUUCUAGGGUCUUUUGACUCGGACGCCCUAAAUCUCCCGGCUCGCUAACACCUGUCUCCUCGGGCGGUCGUGGUACCCGGGGCUGGAGGGAGCCUCUGGCCGCAUCCCUGCCCUGCCCCGACCCCUCCUCACUCCAUCCCGAGUCCCCUAAGUAAAGUUCAGACCCCGGGGCUCCGCCCGGGGCCCACCCUCCUACUUCUUUGUCCUAAUGACCCUCUUUUAAGAGCAGCCUCCACCUGCGGGGAAGCCCCGCCCCCGCCAGGCCCCGCCCCCUUAAAGGCCACCGCCCCUCGCAGCCCGCGCUCCCUCGGGGGGACCUUUCCUUGGGGUGACACUGCCCCGUCCGUGUGUGCCCAGAGCCCCUCCGUGCUGCACCCCCUGCUCUUUGUGUUCCUUUCACUGAGGGGGACCUCCCAGAGUGACUCGGCCGGCCAUUGUGACCCCGCCUCUCAAGGUGACUCCUCCCCUCGCUCUCGCCUAGCCCGCGGCGGUGUGACCCUGUCGGCAGGUUGCGCCCCGCGUCGCGUAGACGCGAGUCUGCCCCCUCAGGCCAGAGGAGGAGGUGCAGAGGCCUCGACAGCGGUUGGGCUCCUCUGAGCGCGCACGCCCGGUCUCGGGACGUGGCUUUGGCUCGGCCCGGCGUUUCCGGCUCGGCCGCUGACUCCUCCCCUCAAGGUCGUCGUGAAACAGCCAAUCAUCGCCAGGGGUGCGUGACGUCCCUGGAUCCCGGCGGACAGAGGCCUCCUGGCAUCCGUGAGCCUGCUGCCACCUCGCGGCCGAGUGGAGCGAGGCGGGAGCGGCUGCGAGGCUGCCAGGCGGUCUUGGAGGCAGUGCACCGUAUAAGGGAAAAAGAAUCGUGCAGUUUGUGCAGGGUCUAGAGACACUCGGAAUGUGCACCUAUGGACUAAUUAACCUCUGCAUGGUACACUGGACACUGCCCACUACUUCGGUUCAGCAUGGGCCAGACCUAUGGGCAGGUGACCGGUCAGCUACUUCGAGGCUCUCCUGGUCUAGCCUGGCCUCCUGCCCACCGUACACUUCUGCCUCCCAUCCAGUCUCCACGAUCCCCUAUAAUUUCCAGGGGGAGGCUGCCUCCCAGGCGUGGGCAUGAAAGGCUCAGCUCCAGGAUAAUCCCUGGGUAUACAGGUUUUAUACCACAGGCACAGUUCAUUUUUGCCAAGAAUUGCAACCAGGUUUGGGCUGAAGCUAUGGAUGAUUUUACGCAAAGGCAUGGGCCGCAGGAGAGCCAUGGAUUGUUAAAGGAAGCCAAGGGAAGAAAAGAGGAAGACCAAGGGCUGGAGGCUGAGGGGCCAGAGCUGAAGCAGGAGGUGGCCCAAGCUUCCCCCUACUCCAUGGAUGACACAGAUCCCCAGAAGUUCUUCAUGUCAGGCUUCACUGGCUAUGUGCCCCGUGCUCGCUUCCUCUUUGGCUCCAGCUUCCCCGUGCUCACCAACCAGGCACUGCAGGAAUUUGGGCAGACGUGCUCACAGAGCAGGGUGCAGAAGGAUCCCAAACCUUCCUCCCCACUCCCCAGGUCCAACUUCCAGAACCUGGGUCUCCUCCCUCACUAUGGAGGCUACGUGCCAGGGUAUAAGUUCCAGUUUGGCGGUACAUUUGGGCAUCUCACCCAUGAUGCUCUGGGUCUUGGCACUACUCAGAAACAGCUCUUGGCUUAAGUACCUGGACUUCAAGUUCUCCUUUUCAUCCUAUCCCAGUGAUCUUUUUGGGAGGAAGAGAGGUGGGAAGGGAGAAGGGCACAAAGAAAAUAGUCUGGAGGCUGAGCACCUUUUUAUUAAUAGGUGUAAUAAAUAAAUAAAUACAUAAAUAAAUACAUAAACAGAAGCCUGGCUCCUCCUCCUAUUCUGACCAGGCUCUGGUCACUGCCUAUUUACAGCCAGAGGGGCUUAGGACCCCAAUACUGUCAUCCACCCUCAUUACCACUCAGUGAACCCACAAAUGACCUCUGGGCCACCUCCCUCCAGAGACUUGUCUACACCCGUGGAAGUAUUGGCCCAGAUGGGAGCCCAGCACUGUCCUCCCGUCCUCUCCCGGGUGGAGGUCUGGACAGAGCUGCUGGGACAGUUGAGGAGGAGUAAUUAAUACUGAGCACAGGGAGCAGGUGCCAGCACAGGGACAUGUGGCCCCCAGCUCUCAGUCUACGUUUUGUAGCCAAGCCUAAGGGCUUGGGAAGGACUCUCAGGCUCCGAGUCUUGGGGAAUAUGAGGGUCCCUGAGGCCACCAGCAUGCACAAGGCCUCAGUUUUGGCUGCUUCCAGUUGGUGAACUUGGAGUUGGGGUCAGUGUCACAUAGGCCAGUGGUACCAAGCCAGUAUCAGGGCCUCGGCUACAGCGCAGCCAAUCUCCUCCGGCUGCUCCCAGUACCCGCAGGAUAUCUCCUUUGUGGAAGCUCAGUUGUCCAGGGCCUGUGGCCAGAUGGUGGCACAGUGCCUGCACCUCGCUGGAGAAACAACAAACGGCAGUCAGGGAAGGCCUCCAGAAUGCCAGGAAGCUCCCCAGUACUUCAUCCCCCUGGCGUACCACGGAGGUUUGGAGGGCAGGGCUGGCAAGUGUGAGUCCUGCAGGUUCUCCCUGGGCUCCGGCUCCCGACGGGCCCCCAUCGUCUGUGCCACGAGCUGGAACACAGACCUGUCCAGGCUCAGCCAGUCUGACGGCAGCCUAGAGGAGAGGAGAGGGAGUCUGCCUGUGCCCACAUUUAGGCCGGCUCUGCCAGCCACACCACCGUCUAUGGCAGCAGUGCCUCUCACCUGUUUGCGGGCCGAGCGUCCCGAGGAGCUUUUCGAGAACCGAAGAGGUGUCCCCACUUGAUGCCCCCGGGUGACGACUCUGCAGUCCCUUCUUCAUUUUCUGUUGGUGGGGCAACGGGCCCUUCCCUCUCUCGACUUCGCCUCAGCUCAGCUAGCACAGAGUCAGGGGGGCUCCCCAUCCAGAAAGGCCAGCCCCUUUCUUGGCCAAGGGCCUCCUCAGGGGCAGGGCAGGCCUCAGCCCCCUCUACCACACCUUCCCGUGGCGGGGGAGCCUGGGAAGGCCCCCCACUGCCUCCACCUUUCUUCUCACUGCCAGCGCUGCUGCGAGGGAAUCUGGAGCCCUCCGUAGCUCCCUCGAUGUAGACCUGGGAGCUCUGCAUGAGCUGGUACCACCAGCCAGCCUGCCCCCCUCGGGUCCACCUGCCAUGCUCUGAGCUGCCCCCAACCACGGCGGCCGCCUCCUCCGUGUCUUCCUCCUCCUCCUCUUCUCCACCUUCGGAGGCACCCACACCCUUCACCCGCUCCCCAGGGGCCACCCUGUCCGAGUCUCCGGGGCCCUCCUGGCCUCGGGCCCUGGCCAGCUGCAGUGUGGAGUGUGCAGACAGAAGCAGGUCCUGGGACACACGCAGCAGUUCCUUGUGAUGCCGCUGCUGCUGCCCACUCUGCAGCAGCCGGUGCUGGAAGAGCAGGUCGAGGCUGAAGGGCAGCAGGGCUAAGGGCUGGAGCAGAAGCAGCAGCUCCUCGAAGAGGCCAGGGCACACGGUGUGGGCGGCGCGCAGGAAGCCCCAGGGCUGGUAGUGGGUCUGGAUGAUAUCUAGAGAGAGAGAGACCGACUCACACACAGGGGAAUCCGGCCUGAGAAGGACACGGAAAAGCAACCUGUGCCGGCGCGCAUGCCUCUGCCAGGCUGCUCUCUGCUUCAGUUCACACAGGGCCCGCUGCAGUGAGUGGGUGGGGCAUGCAUCCUGUCACCCCAUGUGGCGGGGUUCAUGGCCACCCUGACUCCUAGACUGCCUAAGUCUGCUGCUGCCCCAAGGUUCUAAGUCAAGUAGAAGCCCCAAACUCCAAGAAUGAGAGUCUGGGUGGGCCUCCUCCCUGUUUCCUGUUCUGAGUUGGUAAGCCAGACCAGGCUGUGGGCAUUACCUUCAUGGUUAUACAGGUGAUUAAACCAGAACUCCAGGGACCGGAUGCUGUAGAAAGAUAGGCGAAAGGGUUAAGUCUCGUGUGGAUACAGCCAGACGGUGAGGUACAAAGGACGUGGGUGCAGAAGGUCAGGUACAGGGAGGAAAUACGGGUGGACAUCUGUGGCUGGGUGCUGCCUGGUUUACGCUGGGAUGUCAAUGGGAUGUGGGGAGUGGGGUAACUGUGGAAUUCACAAAUCACUCAUUUUGUCUUGGAAUGGAGGCGGCAUACGUCCACCAGAGUGACGACUGCUUUUGGCCAAAGGUAAUGACGGCCGCUACGUGGGAAAUACUACUACUCUGGCAUGCUCUCUGAGUCCAGGCAGUCAGCCCUUUAGAGGACACAGAGCUAUGGUGAUACUGCCUGCUUAGAUCUUGCCUUCUACACACUUACUUGAGCAGGCCGAGGAUGAAGGCGUUGAAGCGCAUAGUGUGACUGGUGAGUUCUGGGAACUGGCUGACUUUGUUGUAGAGACCAUGCAAGACCUUGGUGGAUGGGCCUGGGGAGCAGACAGGGAUGGAGAUCACAUCUCUGGAACCCUGAGUUCUGUAUGGAACCCAGUGUUGAAAUCCAGCACCUACCUAGCUGUGUAGAAGCCUCAACCACACUCCAAGGCAUGUUCUUACGUUGUCCAAUGAUCACAUCUAGUACGAAGGCCUUGAGCCCGUCCUCCAGCACAGCUUGGACUGCAGGGCACAGGUACUUCAGAACCAGGUGGCCUACAUUGGGGCUCACAGAACUGUUUCCCAGCUUUGCCUGCAGAUGCACAGGGCGACAUCAGAAGCCUGACCUUGUUCUCACUUGGCCAGCCCACCGGUUUCCCUCUGGCUAUUUCCAUCCCUGAUUCCAACUCUGGGCUCUGGAUUUGAGAGAGCAAGGGAAGGUGACAGACAGCUGAGUCUGCAGGACGGAGCUCAGCUCCUCACAGUGCAGCCUACCUUGACACCAGGAUCCCGGCUUGUGCCAAAAUGGGCCACAAUAAGGUCCACAGCAGUGUUGACAGCUUUCACCAGCCCUGUGAGGAAGAAGUCGAUGUGAUAGGUCCCUUCUUUGAGACUCCAGCCCACCCAGUGGUGGAGAAGAGGAAGCUGGCCCACGCUCACCCCUGUCCCCUCCCCAUAUAUCCUUGUCCUUGCACUCAUUGUGGGGGGGGGGCUGCUCUCUCCACAGAGGGCUCUCCCCUCUCUGACCUUUACAUCUCACUUGCUACAAGGUACUCUAACUUCUCCUUUGCUAAGCUCCUGCCCUUUUGCCCACACUUAUGCUUAGUUAUUUUACCAACAUCUCCCUAAAAUUAUGCAUAGGUCACUGGUCACUAAUCUGCUAACAGCAUGUCCCUGUCCUCGUCUUCUCUAAUGUCACCAACAUACGCACUCAAGGGGUUAUACCUUCAGCACUUAGGACUUUUCGUUUGUUAACAUGGUCUCACUAUGUUACC
Molecule: messenger RNA, 5689 nt
Organism: Onychomys torridus (southern grasshopper mouse)
Lineage: Eukaryota; Metazoa; Chordata; Mammalia; Rodentia; Cricetidae
Gene: Cimip2b
Product: family with sequence similarity 166 member B
Exons: 8
Coding region: 1262-1981 (239 amino acids)
Source: RefSeq, a predicted model, not a curated record